UGUAAGGUUUAGUAUUCGUUUGUGUCAUAUAUUGAUAAAUGAUUGAAUUGUUUUAAAAUAAUUAAUAUAAAUUUUAAAAAAUGGAGACUGAUCUAGACCUUGAAAUGUUUGAAUCUUUAAAUGAUGCAUUUCGUUAUGGAUCUUUUAAAUCUAAUGAACAACGCAAUGCAACAUGGACUGUACUGACAGAAACUUGUGAUGUAUUAAUUAAUUUACCUCCAGCAGCCGGGAAAUCUCUGUGCUUUCAAUUACCCGGUGUCAUGUUUCCUAAUAAAAUUACGAUAGUUAUUGUGCCAGAUAAUAAUACAUUAGAAGAACAAGUCGAAUAUUUGGAGAAUAAAAAGAUUGAUGUUCAGUUUUUUAAUUCAAAAUUUUAUAAGAAAAAUUUUGAAAAUUUUAUCAAUAAAUUAAAUGAUGGAAAUUCAGUACCACGAUUCAUCUAUGUCACCAUUGCAGUAUGCGCUUCGGAUUUAUUCAAAGAAUUAAUCAAAAAAUUGUAUGACAAGGAUUUGAUAUUAACGUUUGUUGUGGACGAAGCACAUUGUGCUAGUGAUAAAUCAAUAGAUUACAAUAAAUCAUAUAAAGAAAUAAUUCCAAUAAGAGAUAGUUGUCCAAAUGUACGUUUAAUAGCAUUGACUUCAAUUGGUACUGGAGAUAUUAACAAUGAUAUUAAAACUUCUUUAAAAAUGUUGAAUGCUAUUGAGAAUAAUGGGAGUUACAAUUGGAUUCGACCAAAUAUUUAUAUAGAUGUUAAGUUUAAAGAUAUUUUAGACCCUUUUGACGACUUGACACAGCUGAUAACUAAUUUUAAACAAGCUAUGGACAAUUUUUCGGGCAUUAUUUUUUGUCGUAAACGGGAAGAGACAAUAUUGGUUGCUAAUGAGUUAUCACGACGAGGGAUACCUACAGCCUCAUAUAGUUCAAAGCUGGAUCACAAUGAAAGAGUUAAAACCAAAAAAGAUUGGAUGAGAGGAAAAGUUGUGAUGUUGGCUGUAACUCAUGGUUUGGGAGUUGGAUUAAAUAAAUUUGGUGUUGGUUGUGUGAUACAUUGGUCUUUGCCAUUGACUAUGGAACAAUAUUACCGUGAUGUUGGUCGAGCUGGAAGAUUUGGUGGAAAAGCGCUCAGUAGAAUUUAUUUGGGAGUUGAAGACUGGAUGAAUGCUCAGUAUCUUAUGAUGGGAAAGUCUAGUCAUCUUUUUUCAAGUUUUGAAAACGUCCUUCAAUUUUGCGUCGCUGAUGCAUGCAGACAUGUUUUAUACUCAAAAUAUUUUGGAUUCAAUGCUGAGCCCUGCCAAAUGGCAUGUGAUGCUUGUGAACGUGAUAGUCAUUAUGAAAAAUCAUUGGAAAAAUUUAAAAUUUAUAACAAUCAACGUCGACUAUUACCAAAACAUUUAAAAUUACCAAUUACAGAAAUAUACAAACCCCAACCAAUUCGAAUGAUUAGAAGGGAAAAAGUAGAUGUCAGAGUUCACAAUUAUCGUCAAUUAGUUCUUGCGUUGAGAAAUAAUUUUAAAAGGGCAGAAAACUUAAAUAAAUAUAAUAGUCAAAUUGAACAUGAGAAUUUAUGUCGAUUAGCAAGAAAUUUAGAGUAUAUUGCAUUUUCAACAAAUCUAAAAAUGUCAAAAUACUGGAGUGCCAUACGUCGUGCGUCGAAGUCCAUUCAUGAUGACGCGAUAUCAAAAACUCUUUCUAAUUAUAUCAAAAAUUACAAAUUUAAAAGUGAAUAAAGAUUUUUAAAAUAUUUGAGAAUAAUUUUUUUGUGAACAGAGUAAUUAGUGUAGUACCUGUUUUUUGCAUGCUCCC
Microplitis mediator is the source of this 1803-nucleotide messenger RNA. Its product is annotated as ATP-dependent DNA helicase Q5-like. Gene Ontology annotation, biological process: double-strand break repair via homologous recombination. The coding region runs from base 81 to 1727 and encodes 548 amino acids. NCBI's taxonomy places the organism in Eukaryota, Metazoa, Arthropoda, Insecta, Hymenoptera, Braconidae. The record is from RefSeq and is a predicted model, not a curated record. The transcript is spliced from 8 exons. Gene Ontology annotation, molecular function: 3'-5' DNA helicase activity; four-way junction helicase activity; ATP binding. Gene Ontology annotation, cellular component: cytoplasm; chromosome.